Molecule: messenger RNA, 6728 nt
Organism: Lutzomyia longipalpis
Lineage: Eukaryota; Metazoa; Arthropoda; Insecta; Diptera; Psychodidae
Gene: MED1
Product: mediator of RNA polymerase II transcription subunit 1
Exons: 4
Coding region: 309-4706 (1465 amino acids)
Biological process (GO): regulation of transcription by RNA polymerase II
Cellular component (GO): mediator complex
Molecular function (GO): transcription coregulator activity
Source: RefSeq, a predicted model, not a curated record
AUUGGGAAGUUAGAUGACAGUUUGUCCAUUGAUUGCACGAUUUGCAAUUAAUUUCUACUCAAUAUUCUGCUCUCCCUGUGAAGUUAUGCUACAAUGAAUACUCUACGUGAGUGCUGGAAUCUCCCUGGUGUGGCAUUGUGGUGAAGAGUUCCCUCAGAAGUGGUCAGGAAGAGUGAGAAAUAGAGAAAAUUCACGAAGGUGUUCCCAUGUUUUGAAAAUUUGCAUUUUUUCGAGCAUCAGGGCUUCCGCCCCGAAUGUUUUUUUUUUGGUGGAUUUUCUUUUGUGCGUGAAGUGUAGUUGUGCGGAAGAUGUCGUCAAAGUUGAAUGGGAUGAGUAGUACGGGGGAGAAGAAUAAAAAGUGGCAGCUGGAGCUGCUGAUGGAGCGUCUGCGGUCAAAGUCAUCCAAUAAAACGCUCCCGGAACUUGCAAAAUCCGUCCGGAUGGCGCUGUUGGAGAAGAGAUACGCCCUGGAUGCUGUGGAGAAGUCGAAUUUGCAAAAGUGCCUGGACAGCAUGCAGCACUGCAUUAAGGUGACAACACGUCAGGGUCUUGUGGAGCGUCUUGAGAGCCUCACACGGCAGUUGGGGUUAAAAUUCAUGGAGGAUACUUCGGGAUUGUUUAUUUCCUCCGAUAUGUUCUACCUGGAGAUUGUUCUGGACGACAGUGGAGCUGUUCAGGAUGUCAAAGUGCACCAUGAAUGCAAAAUUGAGCAGCAAUCCUGCAGUGAGCUCGUUAAUUGUCUCGUAAAUGGGGAUUUUGUGGACUUUACAACGCAACUUGAGGGCUUGGCAUCCAUCUACCAGCUAAAUGCUGAACCCAAGAUCAAGAGUAAAGCCUUCGUGGCACUGCAGGCACUCGAAACGGAUUUGUACAAUCUGUACAAGCUUCAGAGCUUCUACAAGGAUCCCGUGGCUUUGCUUCUUCAAUCAGCUGUGGGUAUUGUCCAGAAACGCCGUGGUGGGCAUUCAAUGAGGCUCACGUACUUUGUCUCUCCGUACGAAUUGCUGGAUCUCGAAGCUAAAUCCCUCACUCCACUCUCGGUGGAUGUAGUGCAUGCCCGGAAUAUCGGAACGAGUGUUACGGUAAACCUGGAAGCGUCAGCAUCGCAGAAACUUCAAGUUCAACCCAUUCUCACGGUUGAUCAGGACGGAGAGCCCAUCUAUGCCCCCCUAGCAACGCACAACUCCACAAUGCUACCAGCUAGCUUUGUGCUGACACUCAACCGGAAGAUGCCAAUAACGCUGGCGCUCGUGGAGCAAAUGACCCAAAUCACUCAGGUCACCUUUGGCCCAGACGCCACAACGGCUGAACCCCUGCUGAGGCUCAUUGCGCGAAAUGCCACCGAUGGGGAACUCGUGGGUGCCACUAAGGGGAUGUUUGUUACCCUUCCGGAUCAGAAUCACUGCUACUUCCUCACGGAGAGUGAAGCCCUGCGUGGUGUUGUUGUGACCAGUGUGCCAUUCACGGAGCCAGCGCAUGUGCCACAAAUCCUCAAACUCCUUCGGCAGCAAGCUCUCUUCAACACUCUCGUCUCCAGCUGCAUUCGUGCCAAUAGUCGUCAUGAUUUUGACAGCACCACCAUCUUUGAGGUUAGUGCCCUCACCUGUCAGCACAUCACGGUAUCCCUGGAGCAUCCGUACGACGAAACAAUGGCAACAGUUGAAUUCAAUCUCUCCGACGUAAUGGGCAUUCAGUGCAAAGUUUUCACUCCGGGAAAAUCCUACGAAACCCUCGCAGGAGCUCUCAGUCGUGUUGCCCAGAAGAGUCUCUCAAUUCCCGUAACAAUGCGCUCCCUGCUCAAGGCGUGGGACAAAGAGAAUACCCUGGGGCAGCGUUCCUUUGACACCACGGGAAAUUUUAACUUAGCCCUCGGUCCGGGAGAUCCAGGUGGUCAUGGUGGUGUAGGAGGGAGUGAUUUUGCGCAUGAUGCCACAAAGCCGACUGACCCAAAGACCACUCCAGGGGCAAGCAGAUCCCUUUUCUCCGCCCAAAGCGAUGCUGUGACGGAGAAUGAGGAGCCCCCAGGGGAUGAGGGAACAGAAGACGGGGCAAGUGGGGAUUUUCCCGAAGCGGAUUUGGAUGUUUUCGGAGCGGAAGCAGCUGCAGAAGCUCUCGGGGAUGGGAGUAGUGGUGGCGGUGCCUUCCAGGUGGUGACGGCAAGUGAUGGGAAUGGGAAGAGUACGAAGAAGCGACGUGUUGAGGAGGAUUUUUGGAAGAGCCCAAAGAGUAAUGUGCUGGACGAGAUGAGUGGCAGUGGCAGCAGUGACUCCAACUCUUUGGGCGCUGAUUCAGCCGAUGGAGUCACGGCGUCCAGCUGGCAUCAGCAAUCCGACGUGGAAGCCACAUCCUUCAACAUUAGUCCCGCACAGGACAUUGACGGAGUAUCUGGUGGUGAGGAUGAACUUGAUUCGGUUGACGGGACGAAGAAGGUGAAGAAACGAAGUCGCGAUGAGGCCAAUGAGAAGGGCUUGAUGCCGCCAUUUGUUAGUAUCACACCAAUUUCAACGGCACCCACGACAAAUUUUAGCUCCGUCCUUGCUGGUAUUGGCCUAGAUAGGCGUCCGGGUAUUGAGAUUAUCCCGCUGGGUGCGACGCAGAAUCUCUCAUCGAGCAUUACAAUAACACCCAUUAAUGCAGCAUCGAGUUCGCCGAAGGAGAAGAAAUCCUCAUCGUCGUCAUCGUCACGGAGUAAAUCAUCGGAUGAGAAGAGGUUGGAGAAGAAGAAGAAGCGGAAGCGUGAGGAUAGUCCAAUGGGCCCUCCGGAUGCACUCAAUAAGCCCGUUAGUGUGAGUAUUAAAGCAUCAGAUGGGGCACCAUUGUCCCCAUCGGGAUUAUUGAGGAAAUUCUCAUCGUCCUCGCCGAAGCAAUCAUCGAGUCCGGGGCAUCAGCAGAGCCCCAAACAUUCAGGGCAGAGCCCUAAGCAGUACUCAUCGGCAUCGCCGAAGCAUAGCAGUGGUGCGGGAUCGGGAAAGCCAAGUAUGUCCGCGUUGAAGUCUGCUACGAAUUCCCCGAAGAGCAGUGAGAAGAAAUCCUCAUCGGGAUCAUCGUCGAGCUCAUCUGGGUCACGGGAGAAGGGUGAGAAGAAGUCCAGCCGGAGUGAUAGUCCCAAAAUGAAGGCAUCUUCGGUGAAAUUGAAGCAAAUCGACUUGAGUUCAGCCUUUCAGCUGUCCGAUGCGGGGCUGCAGGAUCUCAAUAAAUCCUCACCGCCGAGUCAGUCGAAGAAUCGCAAAGGGUGCCUCAGUGCUGUGAUUGAUAAGCUAAAGUCGGCUCAAAAUCAAGUUGAUGAACCAGCCAAAGGUGGGGGCAAUGGGGGGAAGGAGAAAUCCCCGCCAAAGGGGGAUGGUGUCUCCCCACCAACGUCCUCGUCGUACAUGGUUAAGCCAAGUCUCGAUGGCAUGAAGAUCACCAUCAAUAAGACGCGCAAGGAGUCCUCACCGAAGACAUCCGACACGAAGGCACCCAGUUCCGGUGGCGGAAGUGGCUCCAAUUCACCCAAAACCCAUACAGGUCUCAAACCUGGUGUCAACAGUGGGCCAGCAUCGAAGAAAUCACAGCAACAGAAUUCCUCUACUUCCACGUCGAAAUCUUCCUCUUCAGACAACCGUCCCUCAUUCCAGAAAUCCAAUUCCUCCGGGAGCUUGUCCACGAAGAGUGGCAAUGGUGGUGGAUUCACAAAGACAAGCUCUGGGAGUGAUCUCUCAAAAGUUGCAGCAGCUACUGCCAAUCAUGCUGCGUCUGAGGUGACAAAGCAACGCCCUGAGAAGGCUAAAGCACCACCACCAUCGAGGAAUACCUUUGAGAGUGUCUUCCUUCAGGCAAAUCGCGAAGCGGAUGCAAUGAAGAAGUUGGGCUUUGCUGGAUCUUCCAUGGAGGGCUUUAUGAAGGCACUCGAUAAGAAAUUCCAAAUACCCAAACUCUCCGCUCGCUCAGCAUCCACGGAUGAGGUGAAAAAGGAAUCCCGUCCGGCUUCGUCGUCGUCUGCACCCACAACACCAAUCCCCCUCAUGAUGGCCUCCCCAACGGGUAGCAAUAGUGGCUCCGGGAGUUUUCCGGGUGUCACGAGCACAGGUGGUGGUGUGACAAAAGUCCUCGCCGACUACCUAUCAAAGGAACUGCCCAGCAAGUAUCCCUUCACAGCCAGCACGUCAUCCGGUUCGGCAACAUCACCGAAAUAUGGUGGAGUAUUUAGCACAGAAAUCUCCCUGGCAAAGAGUCUCAGUCAGGAUUCGCUGGUUUUCACCACCACCACUGGCCCCAAUCGUGAGUCCAGCGGUGUAAAAUCCAAUCCUUCCACACCCACAUCCCUCGUGACGUCUCCCUUUCCCUCUCCAGUGGCCAUUUCGCGUUCUUCAGCGGAUUCUCCUUCCGCACCGCGUGCCCUUGAAUCGGAUUCGAGUAAAUCCAGCCUCACAAAAGACUCAACGAAUUCCCCAUUGGCCACAAUGAGACCCCCCUCGGCACCACCUACUCCCAUCCAAAGUACUUCCACCGAUUCUGGGGCUCUGGACUUCUCCACCAGAGCACCACAAGCCACAAAGACAACCCCAACUACUUCCACUUUCCCACAAUCACCCAGUGUCUCCCUGCACAUUGUUAAAUCCCCAGUUCCUUCGCCUCUGGUCAUUCCAUCCCCGCAUUCGGGGUCACCAUGCAUCACGGAUGAUGAGUUAAUGGAUGAAGCACUCGUUGGGAUUAGUGGUAAAUGACACACCGCCAUCCUCUAUGCUCUUGUGGUGAUCUCAAUGGUCUGAAGAUCAGGUAAGGGGCAUUUGUGGGAUGCAUUCAGUGAUGCUACUCAAAAUUUAUACUCAGGAUCGUGGAACAAAGUCUAAAAGAAAGGAGUAUGAGGGAAGACGGUUCAAGCCAAUAGCAAGACUUUGUUCGUCGUUCAGUGAGUUCAAAAUUAAAACAAAUAUUCAAAUUAACUUUGCAUUGAAGCACCCACCAGUUUUCAAAGGAAUGUGGGUGGAGCUCUUGUUGAAAUAUAAAUGAAUAAGAAGAAGAACUAUAAGUUCUCUCUGAUUGGUUCAUAAUAAUUCAAACAGAAUUGUUCAUUGGUUGAUUCUCAAUCAGUUUGAGUGGAAUUUUGGUGCAAAGUUCAUUUGAAUAAUUAGUAGCGGCUGAAUCGAAAAAAACGUUAAAAUUUAAAUUCUUGAACAAAAGUAGCGUGAUCACUGAAGCAAAUAUAAGGUUAAUAAGAAAAAAAAACAUAUUUAUUAAAUAAAAACACUUUUCAAAUAGAAAAAGUACAAACAAAAAAUUAACAUUGUAGCAAUUUAAAGAAAAAUAUGAAUACAGUUUGUAAAAAAUCUUAAAAGUUUGUCAAAGAAAUUGUUUAAAAAACACGAAAAAUGACGUCAUACCUGCUUUGUUUUGUCACACUACAAGGAUGAAGAAUGAAAUAUUUUAAGACAGAAUUUUUUAAACUUUGACCUUUUGAUUUUCUUAUUUAUUUUUGUUUGUUUAUUUGAUUCAAAAAAUUACAAUUCUCAAGAUGGCUCCAUGUUUUGUUUUUUUUUUUAAAUCCUUGAUUGAUUCCGGUUUCUAACCUCAAAACUUUGAGCCUAAUUUUCUCUUUUCAAGCUUUCUUUCGACGAUCUUGAAGAAUGAAACUUUUCUACUCAUAUAUGUAGAAUUUAUCACGAAAAGUUAAAUAUGUAGGUAUUUAAUUUCUGUGGCCAGUAAAAUCCUUCAAGGAUUAAUCACGGCAAAACAACGAUUCAUAAACUACAAACUAUCAAAUCCUUACAAAAACUUUACAAAUAAAAGAAAAGAUUUUUGAUAGAAUUACUCCAAAAUAUUUUUUUUCUUUUUUUUUCUUUUUGUAAAAUUUUUGGAAUUACAUUUUUCAGUUUUUUGGGUUUCUUAUCAAAUUUUUCUGGGUCUAUCUAAUCGGAUUCAAUAAAUAAUUUAUUUCUUGACAAACUUUCAUGAUUUUCCCUUAACUUUCUCCAUGGAAAAAUAAGCAAAAUAAAAAAAAUAUUCUAACGAAUUGACUAAAAAUAGUCACAAAAUGGGAUGAAUAAAAAGUGGAAAGAUGUGCAUAUUUUGCAACAACAACAAAACGAUUGUAGGAAUUUUAAAGAGAUUCAAGAAAUAGUUUUUAAAGAAAAAAAUCAUAUUAAACCAUACAGUUAAGGAGAUAAAUAUUUAAAGUAGCCUGAAGAAAUUAUAAUAAAUCUCUGAUGAGUUGAACUCACAUUUAUUUAGUUUACUCGAGAAAAGAAAUCUGAAUGAAAUGAUUUUUUUUUUCAAUUAAUUUUUAGUAUUUUGCAGAGAAGAAAAUUUUAUUUUCGACAUGAUUUUUUUGAAUUAUUGCUUUUUAUUUAAAAAUUUUAAUUUAGCAAAAAUUUAGCUUAUUGGCUCAGAACAGAAGGCCGUGACUUUUGGUUGACGUCUUCGCGAAGCAACUUUUUGGAAGCGACUUUUUUGCGAAGACAUAACCUCAAAGCAACUUUUUUUUAUGCAAAAAAGUGAGAAAUACGGGGAAAAAUGCAUUGCAGUGCCCCCGGAGGGCUUCCCGUAUGCUCUUGAUGCAUUUUUCAGGUGAAAAUUCGCACAAUUCUUUUUUUUGUCACAAAAAUCUUUCGAGGCAACUUUUUUGGCACUUGGAGGCAACUUUUUGGAAGCGACUUUUUUGAGGAAACUUUUUGGAAGCGACUUUUUUGAGGAAACAUUUUUGAGGAAACUUUUUGGAAGCGACUUUUUUGAGGAAACAUAUCCUCAAA